AUGGCUGAUAUUCGACGAAAGCUUGUUAUUGUCGGCGACGGCGCGUGUGGCAAAACAUGUCUUUUGAUCGUCUUUUCUAAGGGAACCUUCCCCGAGGUCUACGUUCCUACGGUAUUCGAAAACUACGUUGCCGAUGUUGAAGUUGACGGAAAACAUGUUGAACUCGCUCUUUGGGAUACAGCUGGGCAGGAAGAUUAUGAUAGACUUCGACCACUCUCCUAUCCAGAUUCACACGUGAUCUUGAUUUGCUUCGCUAUCGACUCACCUGACUCUCUUGACAAUGUUCAAGAAAAGUGGAUCUCUGAAGUACUGCACUUCUGCCAAGGCCUCCCGAUCAUUUUGGUUGGAUGCAAAAAAGAUCUAAGGUUCGAUUCUAAGACCCUUGAAGAACUUCGAAAGACAUCGCAGAAACCGGUCACCCCAGAAGAGGGGGAUGACGUCCGUAAGAAGAUCGGGGCUUUCAAGUACUUGGAAUGUUCUGCCAAGACAAACGAAGGUGUCCGUGAAGUCUUCGAGCACGCUACCCGCGCUGCCCUCCUCACUUCGAGGAAAAAGAAGGGCAAGACCUGCAGCAUCUUGUAA
Molecule: messenger RNA, 582 nt
Organism: Orbilia oligospora ATCC 24927
Lineage: Eukaryota; Fungi; Ascomycota; Orbiliomycetes; Orbiliales; Orbiliaceae
Exons: 5
Coding region: 1-582 (193 amino acids)
Biological process (GO): small GTPase-mediated signal transduction
Molecular function (GO): GTPase activity; GTP binding
Source: RefSeq, a predicted model, not a curated record